AUGUUAAAAAAGAUUUUUAUAAUUUUUAUAUUUUUACUUUCUCUAAAUGGUUGCUUUGCAAACUCAGCGAAUAGAUACCGUGAUUAUCUAAGUUUUAAUGGGAUGAAAACAGAGUUUAGGGCUAUAAACAACUCUGGAAUUGUAACAAUUACUGUUGAAGCAAUUGGUUUAAUAGACUUUAAUAGAAGUGUAAGCUCCAAGUUCCCCAUUAAAGAAUUAAUCCCCAAUACCCAUAUUGCAACUGUUAUAACUGGUACAUGUAAUGGCUCAAGCUAUCCACUUAGAGUAGCAUUUUUUGAAAAGAUGAUUUUUAUUCAAUCAUUAGAACCCACUGUUAAUGAUUGCUCUGCGAUUGCUGUAGAUCCAUUCACAAUAGAAUGGGUUUCUUCAUGGAAUUAA
Dictyostelium purpureum is the source of this 399-nucleotide messenger RNA. RefSeq lists its product as uncharacterized. Bases 1 to 399 code for a protein of 132 amino acids. The transcript is spliced from 2 exons. NCBI's taxonomy places the organism in Eukaryota, Evosea, Eumycetozoa, Dictyosteliales, Dictyosteliaceae. The record is from RefSeq and is a predicted model, not a curated record.